Symphalangus syndactylus (siamang) is the source of this 1178-nucleotide messenger RNA. It is a transcript of the gene MYL2, whose product is annotated as myosin light chain 2. NCBI's taxonomy places the organism in Eukaryota, Metazoa, Chordata, Mammalia, Primates, Hylobatidae. The record is from RefSeq and is a predicted model, not a curated record. Gene Ontology annotation, molecular function: calcium ion binding.
CUUGGGGAGGGACGGGCACUGUUCCCCAGAGCAGUGCAAUCAGUGCUGGGAAACUGAAGCUGCAAGUGUCCGAGGGACCCUGGGACAUCUCUGGGGUCUGCAUAGGUACCCAUGGAGGAGCAGAGAUGGCAGAUGAAAGAGGCCGUGGAGGAGAAAACGAACACAGCAAUUCACCAGAAAUUGGCAGGCUGUGGAAUUGAUGGAAUCCACUUACUGUCCAGGCCUAAGGGGGUCCAAUAAUCCCAUCCUUUGCCAAACGCUUUACUGUGGUACUGGCAUCGUUUCAAGCAUUUAAUCCUCGUUCCAACUCUACGAGGAAGAUCUAUCUAGCUCCGUCACCCAGGCUGGAAUGCAAUGGAGUUAACACAGCUGACUGCAUGACUGCAGCCUCAACCUCCCUGGCUUAAGUGAUUCUCCCACUUCAGCCUCUCGAGUAGCUGGGAAUACAGGCACCUAAGAAAGCAAAGAAGAGAGCUGGGGGCGCCAACUCCAACGUAUUCUCCAUGUUCGAACAGACCCAAAUCCAGGAAUUUAAGGAGGCCUUCACUAUCAUGGACCAGAACAGGGAUGGCUUCAUCGACAAGAACGAUCUGAGAGACACCUUUGCUGCCCUUGGGCGUGUGAACGUGAAAAAUGAAGAAAUUGAUGAAAUGAUCAAGGAGGCUCCAGGUCCAAUUAACUUUACUGUGUUCCUCACAAUGUUUGGGGAGAAACUUAAGGGAGCGGACCCUGAGGAAACCAUUCUCAACGCAUUCAAAGUGUUUGACCCUGAAGGCAAAGGGGUGCUGAAGGCUGAUUACGUUCGGGACAUGCUGACUACGCAGGCGGAGAGGUUUUCCAAGGAGGAGGUUGACCAGAUGUUCGCCGCCUUCCCCCCUGACGUGACUGGCAACUUGGACUACAAGAACCUGGUGCACAUCAUCACCCACGGAGAAGAGAAGGACUAGGAGGGGGCUCGCUGCUGCGCCCUGGGCUCGUCUUUGCAGAGUGGUCCCUGACCUCAUCUCUCUCCCCCGAGUACCGCCUCUGUCCCCACCUUGUCUGUUAGCCUUGUGGCUGCCCCAUUUAUCCACCUCCAUCUUCUUUGCAGCCUGGAUGGCUACGGAUACUUCGUGCCCACACAUCCUACAGAUGGAAUCCAUCCAGAGGCCAUGUUCCAAUAAACAGGAGGUCGUGUA